UGCUUCUUUAAAUACUCCCCUUCAAAAAAAUUAAUCCCACCCCCAAAAAAAUCAGACAAUAUUUUAAGGAAUUAGAAGCUCAAAAUCCAUGUCUCCCAAAGGUGGUCGGAAAAAAGCAUCAUCAUCAUCAUCAGUUCAUGAACAGCUUCAACAGCUUCGAUCUCUCACCAACUCCACUGCAGUGAACAAGACCUCAAUUAUUGUAGAUGCUUCGAGAUACAUAGAGGAGUUGAAAGAUAAAGUUGAUAAAAUGAGCCAAGAAACUGCAACUUCUUCACAUGCUUCAACUUCAUCCCAGAAUCCUCUUCCUAUGGUUACAGUGGAAACCCUAGAGAAGGGUUUCCUUAUAAAUGUGUUUUUAGAGAAGAAUUGCCCUGGUUUGCUUGUUUCCAUAUUGGAAACCUUUGAAGAGCUUGGCCUUGACGUGCUUGAAGCUAGGGUUUCCUGUGAAGAAAGUUUCAAACUAGAAGCCAUUGGAGGAGAAAAUGAAGGUAAUGUUGAAUGCAUUGAUGCUCAAAUGGUGAAGCAAGCAGUGAUGCAAGCUAUAAGGAAAUGGGGUGAAAAUAGCCACCAGGAGUAGGACUGCUUUCUCGGUUUUAGCGGUGGCUCACGACGGCGUUUUUUUUUUUAAACGCCAUUUCCAUGACGAAGUGCAGUGUUUUCAGAUAUGAAUAUGAUAUCUUCGUCGAUUCCUUCGGAUUAGUAGCAAAAUUUACAAUGUAACAUCUUUUAUCUUUUACCGAUAAAAGUUUCGACUUUC
This is a messenger RNA of Gossypium raimondii (Peruvian cotton), 760 nucleotides long. RefSeq names its product transcription factor SCREAM2. Gene Ontology annotation, cellular component: nucleus. NCBI's taxonomy places the organism in Eukaryota, Viridiplantae, Streptophyta, Magnoliopsida, Malvales, Malvaceae. The record is from RefSeq and is a predicted model, not a curated record. Gene Ontology annotation, biological process: regulation of DNA-templated transcription. Bases 89 to 580 code for a protein of 163 amino acids. The transcript has 4 exons. Gene Ontology annotation, molecular function: DNA-binding transcription factor activity; sequence-specific DNA binding.